This is a messenger RNA of Medicago truncatula (barrel medic), 813 nucleotides long. Its product is annotated as triacylglycerol lipase 2. Lineage: Eukaryota; Viridiplantae; Streptophyta; Magnoliopsida; Fabales; Fabaceae. The record is from RefSeq and is a predicted model, not a curated record. Gene Ontology annotation, biological process: lipid metabolic process. The coding region runs from base 1 to 813 and encodes 270 amino acids. The transcript is spliced from 7 exons.
AUGGCUAGCAGAGUAUUAAUUAGUCUUAUCUCAUUAGUCUUGCUUUGCAUUACAACAACACAAGGAAGAAAAACACUUUACACAACCAAUGAUUUUUCAACAUUCUCUCCAGUUACCGGUGAUGGCAUUUGCAAGACUUUGGUUGAGCCACAAGGUUACCCAUGUGAAGAACAUAAGGUUACAACUGAGGAUGGCUACAUCUUGAGCCUGCAGAGGAUCCCAACAGGGCGGUCCGAUAAGAAAGCGGACAAGCCACCUGUGUUAAUCCAACAUGGUCUCUUUUGUGAUGCAGCAAUAUGGUUGUUCAAUUCUCCAGAAGAAUCAUUAGGAUUUAUUUUAGCAGACAUUGGAUUUGAUGUGUGGCUUGUCAAUGGCCGCGGCACAAAAUAUAGCACCAUGCACACAUCACUAAAUCCUAAUGAAAUGGCUUACUGGAAUUGGUCAUGGGAUGAAUUAGCAAGUUAUGAUCUCCCUGCUUCAGUUCAAUAUGUUUACAACAAUACGGGUAAAAAAAUUCACUAUACAGGUCAUUCUCAGGGAACUUUAAUAGCUUUUGUUGCUUUAUCUCAAGGGAAACUUCUGAAUAUGUUGAGAUCAGCUGCAUUACUUAGUCCAAUUGCUCAUAUGAAUCUAGUUCCUCCAGGGAUAACAAAAGUUGCUGCUGACCUCUUUUUAGCUAAUGAAGUAUAUUGGUUAGGCCUUCGUGAAUUCAUUCCUAAUGCGAAUGCUGCACUAAAACUUGUGGAGAGCAUUUGCGACAGUCUAUCCCUCAAUUGUGCAAACAGCCUAUUGCCAUUAUUCACAGGUACUUAG